UUAGUGUGAAGGAGUGCGAAUGAAAAUAACGCUUACGAAACAAAAGGGCUGCCGAUGAUUUGCCGCGGAAAAAUGCAUUGCCCGAAACCGGCUUUUGUACGAUGUUGCUAUACCAACGCAACUGGAUCGCGCGCACUGCCAUUGUAGCGAGAAAACACAAACAAAACGUACGGUAAGGCUUCGUAACGCAUGCCGGGUAACGGGCAUGAUCGCGAUCUCGUAAAAUCUCGUCUGUUUGGUGGGAGGCAAUUGUAGCCGCUAGUGGAAGGGGUCAAUUGUAACGCAUCAACACGAACACGGGGGAUCAUUCGUUCAGCCGAUGGCAAAAGCGGUCGCAGAAGUAAAAGUAGUGUAGCGUGCAAUAGAUGUGCCUGGAAAAUUGUGUGCGCUUAAGCUGACCGUGCUACCGAAACCAAAAAAAAAAAAAAAACGUGCAAAAGCCACAAGAGAAAAAAAAAUAAAACGGUACCAAAGCGGGUGGAAGGUAUCCGAUCGGCGGUCAGUGCUGUAAAGUGAAUUAUAAUCUAAACCCGCUGCCGUGUGCAUAGAGUUUGUGCGUGCGUGUGUGCGUGGUUGAAAGUGUGAAAAGCGAAUGGCAAUAGAAGAAGUGUAAGAAAAGAAGUGAAAGAAGUGUGAAGGGAAAGCAAACAAGCGGAGGAAAAGAAGGUGCAAAAAGUAGAAAAAAAAGCAAUAGUACCAAACGGGGCAACAGUUGGCAAGAAGUUGGUUGAAGCAAAGUGAAAGCAAAGUGAUGGCAUAGCUAGCCGAAGUUAGAUCGCACGUAGAAGCGUAAUUUGAAGAGCUGCAAACACUAAACCACAACAAGAGUGCAAGAGCAAGAGCGGGAAAGAAAGAGAUAGAGCAACUAAUUGAACAGCCCUCCUAUGUGCAACGCCAAACUAACAACACAAAUAUCAGCGACCCGCAAAGACUGAGCUUUGGUGCUGAGGGCUAAAGCGAUGUGCGCCAUGCGUUCGAAUAGCCACACUAGUACUGCUCGACAAAAUCGGUGCCCUGCAUCAGUGACAUUCAUUUGACCAGUCUGGUACCGUACCAGUAAGAAACGUAAGGGUCAUGCCGGCAUUGCGUCUGUUUGGCCGGAAAUGGUUAGCCGCCUCGGACGACCUCGUAUUUCCGUGCGUGUUCGAAAUCUGCUUCCGGAUCGUAUGGCUCGGGCUGAUUUCCUGCGUAACGUCCACCUACUGGAACGUGACCGAGGAGUGCGGUAAGGAUGCACUCCCGGUACGGAUCUAUCUGGUAGGGACCAUAGUGUUAAUUAGUGUAAAUAUAGUUCUACUCGUCAUCUUAGUCAACCGCAGCGCCCAGGGCAGCAUCACCGAGGUGCACAAGCGCCGGCUGGUCGCACCGCUGCUGGUAAUAAAAAUACUACUAAUCAUACCGGAAACGGGCUUAAAUGUGCUGGGCACCAUGUGGGCGUUCUGUGGAACGUUUGAGUGUAAAAGCAACGAUAAAGUAUCCCGAACUGUGAUCGAAGCAAUCGUCCUAUUCAACUGGGUAGUGUUUGCGCUGAUAAUAUUCGGCCUAGCCAUCGUGUUCGACCCACUUGGGUCGGCCAAAUACAAGAAUGGCCGGGACACGAACGACAACGGUCCGACGGAAUCGGCCAUCCAUCGGAAGGUUUCCAAGCUGUGGUUCCGCCGGUUUCGGUGGGCGUUCUGCUGCCUGCGCCGGGACGAGUUCGGCCAUGAAGCGUUCACACAGGUGGCCAGCCUGCUGAGCGCGCUGUUCCGCGGCACCGACCUCGUACCGUCGGACAUUGUGGCCGGCUGUGUGCUGCUGCGUGUUCGACAGAAGCGUGAAACGCGCGAAAUGCGCCGGAUACGCAUGCUGAACGACGAUGGGCCACGCUACUCGACCGAUAUUACGCGCGUCUUUGCCACCUCACCGGCCUGGAUGACGAUCAAGAAUGCGAGGCAUUUCCUGCGCUUUGCGCUGGCUGCGUACGGCUGGCCGAUGGUGUGCUAUCUAAACUGCUGCACCGGCCCCUAUCGACUAAUACCGAAGAUGACGUGCUGCGCGUGCUUCCGACGAAAACCCCAGAUCAUCAUCGAUGACAACUGUUGCCUAUGUCACCUGGCCGGUGUACGGCAUACGUCCCGUCUGCGCAGUGAGGAUGUGCUGCAUGCUUCGUUUAAAAACCAUGUGUUUGAGUUACCAUUCUGCAUAAUGGCGGACCACAGUACGAAAAGCAUCGUGAUCGGUAUCCGGGGCAGCCUGUCGAUGCGCGAUGUGUUCACGGAUCUGGUCGCAAAUGCGGAACGCUUCGACGCACCCGGCAUGCCGCCCGAAACAUCCGCCCAUCGCGGUAUGGUCGCCGGCGUAGACUGUAUGCUGAAGCGGUUGCGCGAGGGCAACAUACUGGAACGGAUCUGUGCCACCUACCCGGACUACACGCUUGUGCUAACCGGCCACAGUCUCGGGGCCGGCGUGUCGAUCCUGCUCGCGGCCAAACUGCGCAGCCGCUUUCCGGAUCUGCGCGUGUACGCGUUCGCGACACCGGCGGGACUGCUUUCGCGCGAGGCCGCCCGCUGCACGGAAAGUUUCGCCUUCACGAUCGGCGUGGGGGACGAUUUCGUGAUGCGGCUCGGUGUGGAUUCGAUCGAGAAUUUGCGCACGAGCGUGAUAGAGACGAUACGGGCGUGCAAGCUGCCAAAGUGGCGCAUCAUGCUGAACGGGUUCGGGUACGCACUGUUCGGAGUGCCAUCGAGGGACCUGGAAACGACCUGGCACGAUGUGACGGAAAUCACGAAAAAAGCCGCCGCCCAAAGUCCACUGCUUUCGGGCGAACGGCCAAUACAAACGGUCGCCACUGCGGAGGGCGGAUUACUAUCCAGCGAAAUAUCCUCGAGACGCUUUGCCAAAACGCGUCUGUACACCGGUGGCCGUAUACUGCACAUCGUGCGCCGAAAGAAAACGGAACUGGAAAAGAAAUCGAACAGCGGCGGUCCAAUGUACGAGAUGCGAUGGGCAACGGCCGAAGACUUCACCGAGCUGAAGGUGAUGCCGCGCAUGCUGCUGGACCAUCUGCCCGAUAACGUUUUCAAAACGCUCACCACCAUCCUGGAGGACCAGAAAACGCACAACGGUUCCGUGCUGUCGUUGCAGGAAAUCUGAACGCCACACGGAAACCAAGCAAUUCCGUAACUGGGACGUGCAGAUGACACCAGAAAACAAAAGUGCCUUAUGUGAAAUUGAUCUUGCCUAAAAUUGGUUGUUUGUGGUGCUGUGGACGACAGAAGCGACCAAUCACAGCCACACACACACACACACACACACGCACCCCCGGUGGUCAACUUAAUCAUAUCUUCCCGUAUCUAUCAGUAGCCGGGGUAGUGGCUGCUGGCGCCCACAAACAUUCCCGGUACCCCCCACCAGCGUUUCUCAGUCAGCGCGGGGAAAACCAACGUACGAAACCACCUAAGAUGAUAUUACUAUUACACCCGUCCUCAUGCCCAUGUCCUAAACUAAGUUGACUAUAAGCGUAUGACAAAGAGCAUUCCAGCGAGAAUAGCAGCCAAAUUAAAACACAUUCCCCUUUUUUUAAAUGUAAAAUAGUUCCAUUGUGUUUGCUUAAGUUGGUAUGUCGGAUUCCACCUGUGUCCAUUCCAUUCGAGGCACCGCUGCCUUUGCCUCUUUGCGGAGGGAACCCCCGCGCAAGGUACAUUUACUAGCUAGCACCAUACUGAUAGUGAUGUUUCUUCUGUAAGAUAAGCAUAAUCCGUAACCGUACAGAAGAUGAGCGGAGUGAUCUUCCACUUUUUGCUCUGUUUUCUUGAUUGGAAAAAUCGUAAAAAAAGCGUAAAGUUGUGGAACUCUUGCAUCAGCAGACACCAAAACCACAAAACUCUCACGUGUUUUCGGUUGUGAUAAAAGCGCAAAAAUGGUAGACAAAUUAAACAAAUGAAAAACAUCACAUAAUCCAGAAGAUAUAUUGAAACGCACGCACACAAAGAAAAUUGAAUCGCGUUUUGUGAAGCGCGCGAGAUAUUUAUUAACUUAUGAAGUUUUGUUGCGUUUGUAGACGAGUUUUCAUUCCUUCUUUUUACAUAAAUAAUUUUCGAACGCCCGACCUAUGUCGGUUAGGCUUAUAUCAUGUUUCGAAACUGAAAUCGCGAACGGAUAAUUAGCAAUAAUGAUGAAUACCGGAGUACAGGAGACCGUCCGCUGUGUGAGUGUAUGUAGUUUUUUUUUAUAUAUAUAGAUAAAAACAUAUCUUCUCUUUGUGUA
This is a messenger RNA of Anopheles moucheti, 4248 nucleotides long. Its product is annotated as diacylglycerol lipase-beta-like. The record is from RefSeq and is a predicted model, not a curated record. Gene Ontology annotation, biological process: lipid metabolic process. The transcript is spliced from 12 exons. The coding region runs from base 1075 to 3135 and encodes 686 amino acids. Lineage: Eukaryota; Metazoa; Arthropoda; Insecta; Diptera; Culicidae.